AUGUCGAACCUGUUGCAAGCUGCAGUGCGAAGAAUUUAUAACAUCAGCAAGAGCAGUGCUGGAGGGACGCCCCUGCCAGAGAGUAGUGCAGGAGGGACGCCCCUGCCAGAGAGCAGUGCAGGAGGGACGCCCCUGCCAGAGAGCAGUGCAGGAGGGACGCCCCUGCCAGAGAGCAGUGCAGGAGGGACGCCCCUGCCAGAGAGCAGUGCAGGAGGGACGCCCCUGCCAGAGAGCAGUGCAGGAGGGACGCCCCUGCCAGAGAGCAGUGCAGGAGGGACGCCCCUGCCAGAGAGCAGUGCAGGAGGGACGCCCCUGCCAGAGAGCAGUGCAGGAGGGACGCCCCUGCCAGAGAGCAGUGCAGGAGGGACGCCCCUGCCAGAGAGCAGUGCUGGAGGGACGCCCCUGCCAGAGAGCAGUGCAGGAGGGACGCCCCUGCCAGAGAGCAGUGCAGGAGGGAUGAAUAAGCCAGCAUUGUUACAUCUUGGUGUGAGGUGUCAACAUGCAGCCAGCGGUCACUGCAACCUGACGGUGGAACACAGCGGUCACUGCAACCUGACGGUGGAACACAGCGGUCACUGCAACCUGACGGUGGAACACAGCGGUCACUGCAACCUGACGGUGGAACACAGCGGUCACUGCAACCUGACGGUGGAACACAGCGGUCACUGCAACCUGACGGUGGAACACAGCGGUCACUGCAACCUGGCGGUGGAACACAGCGGUCACUGCAACCUGACGGUGGAACACAGCGGUCACUGCAACCUGACGGUGGAACACAGCGGUCACUGCAACCUGACGGUGGAACACAGCGGUCACUGCAACCUGACGGUGGAACACAGCGGUCACUGCAACCUGACGGUGGAACACAGCGGUCACUGCAACCUGGCGGUGGAACACAGCGGUCACUGCAACCUGACGGUGGAACACAGCGGUCACUGCAACCUGACGGUGGAACACAGCGGUCACUACAACCUGACGGUGGAACACAGCGGUCACUACAACCUGACGGUGGAACACAGCGGUCACUACAACCUGGCGGUGGAACACAGCGGUCACUACAACCUGGCGGUGGAACACAGCGGUCACUACAACCUGGCGGUGGAACACAGCGGUCACUACAACCUGACGGUGGAACACAGCGGUCACUACAACCUGACGGUGGAACACAGCGGUCACUACAACCUGACGGUGGAACACAGCGGUCACUACAACCUGGCGGUGGAACACAGCGGUCACUACAACCUGGCGGUGGAACACAGCGGUCACUACAACCUGGCGGUGGAACACAGCGGUCACUGCAACCUGACGGUGGAACACAGCGGUCACUGCAACCUGACGGUGGAACACAGCGGUCACUGCAACCUGACGGUGGAACACAGCGGUCACUGCAACCUGACGGUGGAACACAGCGGUCACUACAACCUGACGGUGGAACACAGCGGUCACUGCAACCUGACGGUGGAACACAGCGGUCACUGUAACCUGACGGUGGAACACAGCGGUCACUGUAACCUGGCGGUGGAACACAGCGGUCACUACAACCUGACGAUGGAACAUACGUUAUUACAGACACAAAAUAUAGUUCAGUAA
This is a messenger RNA of Procambarus clarkii (red swamp crayfish), 1590 nucleotides long. The record is from RefSeq and is a predicted model, not a curated record. Lineage: Eukaryota; Metazoa; Arthropoda; Malacostraca; Decapoda; Cambaridae.